UAAAGGCGCCUUGCCGGAGUGAAGGGCGUUUCGGUGCCGCGCCAGCCAGAGAGGGCGCAUUUGGUGGCAGGAAGCGAGCUGCGUCGAGGUCGUGGCGGAACCAGACGGUGACCUGCUCAGGAUGAACCACAAGAGCAAGAAGCGCAUCCGCGAGGCCAAGCGGAGUGCGCGGCCCGAGCUCAAGGACUCGCUCGACUGGACCCGGCACAACUACUACGAGAGCUUCCCGCUGAGCCCGGCGGCCGUGCCGGAUAACGUGGAGAGGGCUGAUGCUUUACAGCUGUCGGUGGAAGAAUUUGUAGAGCGGUACGAAAGGCCUUACAAGCCCGUGGUUCUGCUGAAUGCCCAGGAGGGCUGGUCCGCGCAGGAGAAAUGGACUCUGGAGCGCCUCAAAAGGAAAUACCGGAACCAGAAGUUCAAGUGUGGCGAGGAUAAUGACGGCUACUCGGUGAAGAUGAAGAUGAAAUACUACAUCGAGUACAUGGAGAGCACCCGUGAUGACAGUCCCCUUUACAUCUUUGACAGCAGCUAUGGUGAACACCCCAAAAGAAGGAAACUUUUAGAAGACUACAAGGUGCCCAAGUUUUUCACGGAUGACCUUUUCCAGUAUGCAGGGGAGAAGCGCAGGCCCCCUUACAGGUGGUUUGUGAUGGGGCCACCACGUUCUGGAACGGGGAUUCACAUUGACCCUCUGGGAACCAGUGCCUGGAAUGCCUUAGUUCAGGGCCACAAGCGUUGGUGCCUGUUCCCGACCAGCACCCCCCGAGAGCUCAUCAAGGUGACCCGAGAAGAAGGAGGGAACCAGCAAGAUGAGGCCAUUACCUGGUUUAACAUCAUUUAUCCUCGGACACAGCUUCCGACCUGGCCUCCUGAGUUCAAACCCCUGGAGAUAUUACAGAAACCAGGAGAGACCGUCUUUGUACCAGGGGGCUGGUGGCAUGUUGUCCUCAAUCUUGACACGACCAUCGCCAUCACCCAGAACUUUGCCAGCAGCACCAACUUCCCUGUUGUGUGGCACAAGACGAUACAGCACGGGCAGCGGCAGUUCAAGCCACCCCCAGCCACCCCGUGCCACUGUGUCCCAACCCUGACCUGGAGGGACCAGCUCUCGGGGAUCUUGAAGCAGGAGCACCCUGAGCUGGCAGUCCUGGCGGACGCUGUUGACCUCCAAGAGUCCACAGGCAUCGCUUCUGACAGCUCCAGCGACUCCUCCAGCUCCUCUAGCUCCAGCUCCUCCGACACAGACUCAGAGUGUGAGUCUGGGUCUGAAGGUGAUGGGACAUCACACCGCAGGAAGAAGAGGAGGACCUGCAGCAUGGUGGGAAACGGGGACACCACCUCACAGGAUGACUGUGUGAGCAAAGAACGGAGCUCCUCCAGGUGACCACAUGUGGCAGUUGUCUGUGCAAGGAUGUGCUUGAAGCCAUGGGCAAGGCCCAAGCCUGGGGAGGGGCAGCCCAUCGGAAUCUGCAGAACCAGGGAGGGUGACACUGGAGAAUGAGGACACUCUGAAUGGGAAUUGAUAGCAUUUGGUACAGUGGCUUUUUCUCCACGGUCAUGUCUUCUAGCAAAGAGCAAAGGUGUGUAGAUGGUGCCAAGGAAGCCCUUUCCCUAUUUAAUAAAAGCAAUCCAUUUUACAUCUUGGACAGCUUUCCUUUGGGCAUGCUAGAGUCUCCCUGUGCUCCUUUGCUGUGGUGUGUGUGUUGGGGCGUCCCACUGGUGUGUGUCCUGUUGGGGGGACACUUGGAGCAGUGAGGGAGCUGGGACAGCUCUGAGGUUUCCUGUGUAACAUCUUAAUCAUCUCUCCAGACUUGUUUAAAAAGAGUGGGAAACAGAAAACCAGGAUUGGAUCUAAGGAAGCCAGGUGUGGGUGGCACAGGCCUUAAUGCCAGCACUCGGGAGGCAGAGGCAGGCAGAGCUCAAGUUCAAGGCCAGCCUUCUCUACAGAGUGAGUUCUAGGACUGCCCAGGCUACACAGAGAAACCCUAUCUAGGGGGACAGACAGACCAACUGGAUCUAACUUCAGAGAACCAAAACGAAUUUGCUGGCACCUGCCCCCUGUGUGGACAGUGACAGGCCCUCAGUGAAAGGUGGCCCUGUGUGCACCUGGGAGGUGCACCAGUUGGGACUGUGGGAGAUAGUGACGUUCUGAAGUGCUUGACUGCUGCGGGUGAGUGACAGUUCUGUGGCCUUCAUUCAUCUCAGAGCAUUUGAGCAUUAACUGCAUAAUAAAGUCCAGGAUCCUGGCUCCUAGUCCGCAUUCUCUUUGGGGAGAGUCGGGUUGGCUUCCCCGUUGAAUCUAUGGUGCUCGUGUGCAUUCUCCACCCUGGUUGUCCUUUCCACGUCUACGCUUAGGUGUGCUCUCUGCCUGUGAAUCAUUUCAUACGUUCCCAUGCCAUGCUUGGACGCUGACAGCUGUUAGUGAGGUCUGAGGUUUUGCCUAUUUGGGGUAGGGACAGUUGAGACAGUAUCUGACUGCAUGGUCAUGCAGGCUUUGAAGUCAGGAUCCUCCUGCCUCAACCUCCUAAGUGCUAGAAUCAUGCACCACCAAGCACGCUCACCUUUGGGGUUCUGGUUUUUUGUUGUUGUUUGUUGUUUUGUUUCUCGAGACAGGAUUUCUCUGUGUAACAGCCCUGGCUGUCCUGGAACUCGCUUUGUAGACCAGGCUGGCCUCGAAUUCACAGAGAUCCACCUGCCUCUGCCUCCUGAAUGUUGAGACUAAAGGCGUGCGCCACCACACCUGGUGGAGUUCUCUUUUAAUGUUGCCGUCUAGCUUUGGCCCAGCUGUGCUGUCUGCAUGACAAUUACAGGCAGUUGUGCUUUCCCUGGCAGGAUUAGGGACCCUUGUGGGGCACUGUGCCCAUCCCUGAGCAAAUAGACUGCUGAGGUGGUUCCUUUGUAAGCUGUUGGUUGCCACCUGCCUCAGUUUCCGGCUUGUGCUCCCACCUUAUCCUCUGUCUUUGAUUGUGGAUCUUCCUUCUCUGGCCCAGGCUCCUUUCUUUGAGUCUGUCCCCUGCUGUUGGUAAGGCUCAACUGUGUAUCCAAGCAGAGCCAAGAGCGGUGUGGUGAGGCCUUGAUCUGUGUGAGAAGUGCCCGAGUGUGUGCCGUCUUCUGGAUCUCACUGUAGUUCACAGUGCCAUGCAGGGCAGUGACCCAGCUCCGAGCCCUGUGCCUUUGCUCACCACUUGGUGGCAUAUUAGGAUCAUUCUGCACAGGGGAGUCGGGAAGUCUCAUAAUUCAUAAUCUUAAUUAGUCUUAACAAUAAAAACCUGGAGUUAGAUAUCGAGGGCGAAAGCUGAAAGAAAUAGAGUAGCAGCCACUAGAGACUUACUACCUGUACGAAAUCUCAGACCUAAUGGGUGUGUGUGUGUGUGUGUGUGUGUGUGUGUGUGUGUGUGUGUGUGUGUGUGUGUGUCGGGGUCCUCUGUGAAUCCUCAGACUGAAUGGGUGGGCCAAGAUACUGUCUCCACCUCCUUAGUGCUGGGAUUAAAGGCAUGUGCCACCAUCAUCUGGCUCUGUUUCUCUUUUAGACUGGAUCAAUCUCAUAGCCCAGGGUGGCCUUGAACUCCUGAUCUUCCUGUUUCCUCCUCCCAAGUGCUGGUAUUAAAGGUGUGUGCCACCACUGCCUGACCUCUGUGGUUGGUUAACUAGUAGCUAGCUCUGCCCUCUCAUCUCCAGGCAAGGUUUAUUUGUCAGAACACAAACAAAACAUCAUACAAUAUUCUCAGUGUGAUAUAUUUUGGGGGAACAGUAGCUAACAUGAUUGGGCCUCGGGGAAGGUGUUCCUGGUGUUUUUGUCUCAGAACUUGAGUUGUGAAUAGGUCAGGUUCUGAUAGGUCAGUUCCCACACAUGAUUGAGUAAGGAAUGCUCUGUCUACAGGGGACAUCAUGACCAGUGUCCUCAUACUUCUGAUCCACAUGCAUCAAGGGUGGUUUGUACAUGCAGGAAAGAAAUCCUGGCAUGGAAUUGGCAGCUUUUGGGGUCUGUGGGUUCUUCUGAAUAGCUCUGGUGGGACUGGGGGUUAACCAGCGAGCUCCUCCCUUGCCCCCUAGACUCACCUGCUUGCCUUAAUGUGCCCCUGUAUUGAAGGAAAGUUGUAUCAAUAGAGGAGACUUGUCAAGAUCUUGUCCCAAGUCCACCUGACUGAUAGGGGCUUCUGUUGAUGCACUGGAACUGUGAUGCUGCCGCCUGUAGAAAGACCACCCAGGACACGGCUCACAAGGAGACUUCAGGCUCGCCACCAAGCUGUAGCCAGGGGUGGUGUCCGUUUGAAAAGCACUCUCAAAUCUUCAGAAAGCCUUUUCCCUGUGUUGCCCCUGGAAUACCUCACUCACCCUCUACAACUGCUCCUGUCCCAACCUGUUUAAAAAAGAAAUGGCCAGUGACUUAGCAGGAAAGAACAGGUGCCACCACAACAAAUAACUUGAGUUCUAGCCCUAGAACCAACAUGGUAGAAUGAGAAAACCAAUCCCAGACAAAUAAAAUGAGACUGGAGGGAUGGUUCAGCUGUGACGAGCACUUGCUGCUCUUGCAGAGGACCUGGGUUUGGUUCCCAGCAUCCACUUGGUAGCUCAUGCACUCCAGUUCCAGGAGAUCCUCUUCUGACCUCUGCACACACACGGGACACAUGUACACAUGCAGGCAAAAUACUUGAAUGAAAUAAAUUUAUUUAUAAAAAUAAAUCUUUAAAAAAUAGCUGGCGUGGUGGCACAUGCCUUUAACCCCAGCACUCAGGAGGCAGAGGCAGGCAGAUCUCUGAGUUGAAGGCCAGCCUGGUCUGCAUAGUGAGUUCCUAGUCUUCCAAGCAACAUAGCAGAGCUUGUCUGAAAAAUAAUGUUUUUAAAAAUCUGAUAAAAACACCAGCUGGGUAUGGUGUGCCAGCAGUGCAGCAGCCAUUGGCAAGCUAAUGUGGGCAGAUCAGCUGAGCUCUGGAAUUCAAGACUAGCCUGGACCACAGAGCAAGGGAAGUUAGGCAAGGGGAUCAGUUCAAGGCCAACCUCCGCUACAUCGCAAGUUCAGGCCCAGCCUGGGCUGAGUGAGAUCCUAUUUCAAAACAAGUUAAAAAUGAAAUUAAAACAAGCAACCAAAGAAGAGAUCUCUUUGCCACCAGGGGGCAGGAUGAGGCACAAAGCCUGGCGGGUGCAGAAAAUCAGCUCUCCUAGUUCUCCCCCAGCUGCCAGAGGUGCCGCCCAGUCCUAAACAUCAGGAAUGGGGCACCUGACCACCCUGCAAAUAAGUGUGUGGUUGAUCCUAGCCAGGUUCUGCACACGUGUCUGCUUACUGUCCCUAUGGACACGCCAAAUACACUCUGUUGGGGAAUAUUAUUCUAAGGUGUGUUACUUUUGUUUAUGCUGCAUUUGUUUACCUUUGUGAAGCUGUGUUACUGUGCCUGUCUAAAACACCUGAUGGUCUAAUAAAGAACUGAACGGCCAAUAGCGAAACAGGAGAAAGGACAGGUGGGGCUGGAAGGCAGAAAGAAUUAAGAGAAGGAGAAAUAUGGGAAAAAGAAGGAGCCAGAGAAGGAGGCAGACUUCAGGAACCACCCACCCAGCUACACAGCAAACCUCGGAGUAAGAGUAAGAUUUAUAGAAGUAAGAGAACAGGAAAGCCCAGAGGCAAAAGGUAGAUGGGAUAAGCUAAGGCUGGACCUUUAUAACUAAGAAUAAGCCGCCGUGUGUGAUUUACUUGGGAGCUGGUGGCAGGUCCCCCAAAAGAGAAAAGACACCCCCAUUCCACUGAGCAUAGCAGAGACAAGGUAGAGGAGCUGAGGAGUGGAGCGGUGGCCAAGUACUCAGGACAAAGGGGUGGUAACCCCCCCCCCCCUGCAUAAGUUAGGACGGUAACAGAGUAGAGAAUUCAGCAACACUACACUGUUUGCUGAGCCACAGCUGGUCUUACUAAACCAAAGAGCUGGUUUCUGGGCAAAGUCUCCAAGUCUCCCAGAACAUAGCUCACCAUCAGCCUGGUGGAGCCCACACUACACAGGUAUGCCUCUGCAGUCUCAGCCCUGGGGCCUAGGGUCCCAUCCUCCGCAGAAGCACCAUUCCCCUCUUGCUGACUGCAGAUCCCCGAAUCCUAGUAGUUCAAGCCUGGAGCAGCAUUUCUAGUGCCUGCAGGUGGGUCAGAGACAGGCGUGGGCCCCUGCCUGUGGAGCUCAGUGGGCAGUGGCUGCUGCUGCUCACUGGUGAGGUAGGAGGCUUGAAUGAGUGUAUUACAAUAGUAGAAAUCAAGUGCGGCUCUCACAACGUGGGCACUAGACCUAAGGACAACAUGAGCCACCCGAGCGGUGUGUUGGAGUGUGCACGUGGCAUCUGGAGAGCAGCCAAAGGUGCCCAAGCUAAAGGUGGGGCGGCUGCUGUGCCGAUGCUUUACCCAGGAAGGGGAGUGCAGCAGAUGUAAACGGUGCUGGGUAGGAGGCAGGUGUGAGCAUGCAGCUGUAGAUUGUUACCUUAUGUGUAUGGCAUUCUCACAGAAAUGUUUGGGGUGUGUAUUCUGAUGAAUUCAAGAUGGGGCCUGGCUCCUUGUAGCGCCCCCAUGUCAAGAUGACACAUUGAUUUCAGAAUACACUGUCUCCAUCCCAAAAGUGGGGUCCUUCCCUCGUGGCUCUCAACUGUGUCUCAUUGUUUAGUUCAAGAACUUGAACCACUUAUCCCCCAGGAAUCUCCUCAGGGGGAACCUGCCCAAGCCUGCUGUCUCCAUGGUAGCUGGACGCUCAGAGGAACCAGGCUGUAAGCACUCUGGUCUCUUGUAGUUACCAGAACACCGAACAAUCUGGGGUUUGUGUCCCUCUUGCUGUGGGCUUGACCACAGAAUGCUGUGACUCUGCCACUGGAGUUUUUCCCUCGUGUGUAAACUUGUUUGCCAUUUCAAUAAAGCGAGUAGAUUGGGAUCGUG
This is a messenger RNA of Peromyscus californicus insignis, 6895 nucleotides long. RefSeq names its product jumonji domain containing 6, arginine demethylase and lysine hydroxylase (gene Jmjd6). Gene Ontology annotation, cellular component: cytoplasm; nucleus. The record is from RefSeq and is a predicted model, not a curated record. The transcript is spliced from 7 exons. Lineage: Eukaryota; Metazoa; Chordata; Mammalia; Rodentia; Cricetidae. The coding region runs from base 122 to 1384 and encodes 420 amino acids. Gene Ontology annotation, molecular function: P-TEFb complex binding; histone H4R3 demethylase activity. Gene Ontology annotation, biological process: phagocytosis.